GCCGAGCAUCCCCCCGCACCUCCUGCCGCCCGGGUCCGCCGCCGCAGCCGCCGUCGCCGCAGCCGCGGCAGCCGCUGCAGGUGUGAGUAGCGCCAGCAGCGCCAGCAGUAACAGCAGCAGCACAAGCAUCAGCAUGACGAGCGGCGGGGGCGUCGUGCUGAGCAACAAGGGCGUGAGGACGACGGCCACGGUGCCGCCCCUGGGCCUGGCCACCCCCCUGGCCCCCCUCACCACAUCCGCGGGCGCGGGCCCCCCCUCGCCCACGUCCUCGUCCUCCUUCGCCGCCGCCCUCCGCUCGCUCGCCAAGCAGGCCACGGCGCCGCCAGGAGCGGAGAAGGACGCGCCGAUGCCAGGCGAGCCGCAGCGCAUGUCGCCGAAGGUGUCGUCGCUGGCGCCAAGCUCCACGUCGGGCCACCUGGGCCUGUCGGGGGGGUCGGCGCCCCCGGUGGUCACCAUCGCGCCCACGCACUCGCACGGCAUCACCAGCGAGGCCGAGCGCUCGUCCGCUGCCGCCAGCGAGGAUCUCGUGCGCGGGUUCCAGCCGUACCGCGCCCCCGACGUGCAGCCGACGCCGCCCGCGGGCACCCCGGGGGCGUCGCUGCGGCCGCCCAUGCCUCCACUCGACCUGCCGCCCUCGUACCCGCCCUACCACCCGUCGCUGUACCCGCACCACCUGGCGCACCAGUACAGUCACAGCGCAGCCUCUGAAUUUCGCGCCCACUGCCAUGCCCGCAGACUGGAGGAGCACCUGUACCUGGAGCGAUACGGGCUGCUGCGACCGCCGCUGAGCCCCUACGGCGUCGGGGGCCUGUCGGGGCUGUACCCGGGCGCCGCCGGCUCGCCCUACCUGUCGGCCAGGUUCCCGCCGGACCUCCUGCCCACCUCGCUGGCCGCGCUGCACCCGUCGUCGGCGCUUCUGCACGAGAGGUUGAAGCUGGAGGAGGACAUGCGGCAGCGAGAGUACGAGCUCGAACUGAGACGCGAAAGAGAACUAGAGAGAGAAAGGGAGAGAGAAAGAGAAAGAGAAAGAGACCGGGAAAGAGAGCGGGAGAAAGAGCGCGAGCGAGAAAGAGAAAAGGAGCGAGAGAGGGAGAGAGAGCGCGACAAGGAAAAGGAACGCGAGAGGGAGAGAGCUCGCGAGAAGGAGCGAGAGAGGCAGCGGCAGAGAGAGCACCACGAAGCAGACAGAAACAAAGAAGCAGAGAGAACUCAGAAUCAGGAGAGAAGUAGAGACCGCAGCCCCAUCGCGCACGCCGUGGUGCACGCGUCCGCCCCGGCCUGUUAUAUCGGUGACGAGCCUCAGCACAAGCAGCGUUACCAUAACGAGCAACAGUCACAGUCGCAAGAACCAGCCAAUAGGUGUUGCGACGCAGCAGGUGGCGCAGCCCCUGGACAUCCGCAGCUCAGUAACCUUUCGCCCAAUCAACGACGUAACCUUCCUGGGACACGUUCAAGCUCAAGCCCAGAGCCAGGGCCAGCCGCCGCCGCAGCCGCCGCCCCACCUGCGGGAGGACCCUCUCGCGCAUCGCCUGGAGGCGACCAAGGACGCCAGCCGCGUCGCCAUCAAGCCUCGCACACCGGCCAUCGUCAGGCCCUUCGAGACCACGCCCAGCGACCUGGUACAGGCCUCGCAUACGCCAACUAAAAUCAACACUGUGGCGCCGACGGUGAAAAGCAGCGAAAGCUUAGCGCCGCCCUUGCAGACGAGGGUCAUUGUGGGAGGAGGGACAGGGGGGGCAGGGGCACCUGGAGGAGGAGCAGGACCAGGAGGGCCUGGAGGAGGACCAGGAG
Messenger RNA from Penaeus chinensis, 1791 nucleotides. Its product is annotated as genetic suppressor element 1-like. Bases 134 to 1645 code for a protein of 503 amino acids. The transcript has 6 exons. Lineage: Eukaryota; Metazoa; Arthropoda; Malacostraca; Decapoda; Penaeidae. The record is from RefSeq and is a predicted model, not a curated record.